Molecule: messenger RNA, 2052 nt
Organism: Botrytis cinerea B05.10
Lineage: Eukaryota; Fungi; Ascomycota; Leotiomycetes; Helotiales; Sclerotiniaceae
Exons: 4
Coding region: 470-1519 (349 amino acids)
Biological process (GO): nicotianamine biosynthetic process
Molecular function (GO): nicotianamine synthase activity
Source: RefSeq, a predicted model, not a curated record
GGAUCUACGAGUUCAAAUCAUUUCUGCGUUCUUUUAAUCUCAUGAUUCAAAAUCAAGUACUUUGUAAGAACAUUGUCCAAGAUAAACUACGCAAAGAAAUUCAUGGUAAUGUAAUCUUGCAAUAUCUCCUAAUCACCACUUUCGAUUCAGAUUCUUUCCCACAUAUAGUACAUUAAAUGAAUAACACUUCAAUACUUUCAUACGCAGACAUGUGAAUAUCCGACACAUGGCUCUACAUUCGAUUGCUUCCUAUCAGAUACAAUUCUACUAGUCGACGAAUAAUAUUGAAGCUGAUGGUCACCCCGUACCUCCAAGAGCUCUCCUCAUCGGCUCUAACUCUCUAAUACCCCUUCUAUUAUACUUGGCACCUUAAUAACUGUUAAGUUGCCACAUUCUAAUUCGCAACUAUCUUGCAGCUCCAGAUCUUACGCACAAGUAAUUGUUUUCAAGAAAUUCCGAAAAAUCGAUCAUGAACAAAUUUUCCAUCUGCUCUCUACUAUCCCCCAUCCGCUCAAUCUAUCGGGAAAACAAGACACCCCCAUCCUCAAAAUGCAGCAGUACCUCCUUCAGUCCCGUUCUUGAAACAACGGAAGUCACCAACGGCGUCCCAAAUCCACAAGCCGAAUUCUACAUCCUGAAAAUUCUCUCUCUUUAUACACAGCUAUCCCAACUUACCGAUCUCAGCCCUUCUCCUGUAACCAAUGUUUUGUUUUCGGAACUUGUGGGAACGUGUAUCACCGUUGUUCCUGACCUGAUUUCAAAACUAGUACUUAAUGACCCACGAAUUUCCAGCAUUUUACCUACGCUCCGAGACAUCUGUUCGACCGCUGAAGCAUGUAUGGAGUCCCACUGGGCAAAAGCCAUCUGUGGAACUGAAACCUAUGAUGACGCCCAUCGCAUCCUCUCCACCUUCCCCUACGACAAAAACUACGAGCACCUAACGCGUUUCGAACUCGCUGCUAUUUCCUCAACGGGCUUUACCCUCUCCCCAUCCACCAACAUUGCAUUUAUCGGCUCGGGUCCAAUGCCGCUCACUAGUCUCUGCAUCUUAUCUGCACUCUCAUCAAACCACAUGACAUACAACAUCACACCCACUUCAUCCAUUUCCCUUACCUCACACCAUGCUACCACCAUCACCAAUAUCGACAGUAAUCCCCUUGCCAAUACCCAAGCUCAAGCCCUGUGCAAAUCACUCGGUGGACUUCCAUCCACCGGAAUGAAAUUUAUUACGUCAUUGGCUGGAUCUAACGAUCUCGAUCUCUCGAGUUAUGAUAUCGUGUGGUUUGCGGCUUUGGUGGGAGGCACUCAGGAGGAUAAAGAAAAGAUUUUACAAAAUGUGGUGCGGAAGAUGAGGAAGGGGAGUUUGCUAGUUAUGAGGGGGGCGUGGGGGCUUAGAAGUGUGCUUUAUUGUGAUUUCGACGUCACAACCCCAGCAGUCACCCAACAUCUCGAUAUCUGCGUCCGCAUGGACCCAUUCGGCGAUGUUGUAAAUUCCGUCAUCGUAGGGAGAGUGAGAUAACUCUGGCUUUUAUCCUUGACGGGAUUAGUCAUGGAAUGCGAUAUGAGGCUUGAGGCUUCAUUCAUAUUUUUAUGUUAAUAUAUUGCUGGAUUAUGGAAUGAACGGGGCGGAAUGGACCUGAGAGGGUGAGAUAGCUGAAUUGAGAGACUUGCAUGGUAUUGUUAUGGGGAUGGGGAUGGGAAUUGGGGGUGGUGUAGAUGAAUGAUCGAUCACAUUAGCUGUUUGUGAUUGAAUAUAUUUAUUGGGGGUUUUUGGUUCUUUUUGGGGUGGGACGGGGAGGGGAAAACAGAGGAGAGAAGACAGAGGAAGUUUUCCCAAGCUGGAAGGAAAAAAGAAAUGAAUGGAUCGAUGAAUGAAUGAAUGAAUAAAUGAAUCAACAAAUGCCCAUGCAGCGCAGUGGUAUUCGAACUCGGCUACAAUCGCAGAUGAUAAAAUCUAUAGGAUUUUGAUAAUCGAUCAGAUAAGAUAUGAUGACUUAUUUGCAUUUCUUAUUAUUUUCUAGCUUUUAUUCAACUUUGAAAUUUGAACGGUCA